UUGUCAUAUCAAAAGCUGAUAUCGAAAUACCUAUACAACAUAAUAAGGUAUUUUCUUCUUAAUUCUCUAGUGAUUGAAGGUUGAAAAUCGUGUGAUGGAUGUGUAGAGUAUGUUGUGUAGUUUUUGUAUUUAGUAAGUACAGUUUACAGGUGUAUGCGGUUUAGUUUUGUGGUUAAAAUGGAUUCGCUUAUUGAGGAGACUGAGCAGCCAAUAUUCACGUGCAAGGCCCACGUGUUCCACAUAGACCCGAAGACGAAGCGGUCAUGGAUGUCGGCCAGCUCGGCCGCCGUCUCCGUGUCCUUCUUCUACGACUCGUCCAGGAACCUGUACCGCAUCAUCAGCGUUGAGGGGACCAAGGCGGUGAUAAACAGUACUAUAACAGCAAACAUGACAUUCACGAAGACGUCGCAGAAAUUCGGUCAGUGGAGUGACGUCAGAGCCAACACUGUAUACGGUCUCGGUUUCGCUUCCGAACCGGAGCUUGGGAAGUUCAUAGAAAAGUUCCAAGAGGUAAAAGAAGCGAUCCAAGCUCAGCAAUGCGGUGCUACUGGCAAGUCAGUAACGAACGGUAACAGCGGUGCGGCGACGCCGGUGGCCAGCGCGACCGCGAGCCCGCUGCUGGCUGGGAGGGCGACCGGCGGAGACGAGCCGCCGCCAGCCGUGUCGCCGGCGCAGGCCUUGCCAAAGCCAGAGGUCGAGGAUAUGUCAGUUCAUCAGAGAGCCCAUUCAGUGUCCUCCACUUUGCAGGGUGGGUACGCAACAGUAGGCCGCGCGCCCCGCGGUCCGCUCGCCUCGGCCGGCGCUCCCGCUAUCGUGGACCCGCCGCCCGCCGACAGCUCAGAGCAACAGCUGCGGUACGAGAACGACAGGCUGAAGCUUGCGCUCGCUCAGAGAAUGGAAGGCGGCUACGCCACAGUGGGUCGGGCGCCUCGCGGGCCGCCCGCGCCCGAGGCCCCGCCGCCCGACGCCGCCGACCAGCAGCUGCGCUACGAGAACGAUCGCCUCAAGCUAGCGCUCGCACAGAGCUCAGCGAACGCCAAGAAAUGGGAAGUGGAGCUGGCGACGCUGAAGAGCAACAACCUGCGGCUGACGGCGGCGCUGCAGGAGAGCACCGCCAACGUGGACGAGUGGAAGCGGCAGCUGCACCAGUACCGCGAGGAGGUGGCCCGCGCCAGGCACUACGCUGGGAAAGGCGCCGAAGCCAACGAAGUGGAACAGCUGCGUCAGCGCGUCGCCCAGCUCGAGGCGGAGUUAGCUCAGAAGAACGAGGAACUGGCGCAGAUCACCAAAUCCAAGAAGAGCGAGCAGGACGCAGAGGCUAAACUUGCUCAGAGCCAGCUGGAGUUGGCCCUCGCCGCGCAGGACGGACAGCGGCAGGUCAUACAGGCGCUCAACGACCAGCUGGCGAGACAACUUGAUGAGCUGAGCACGAUCCACCGCGAGAUCAACACGGCGCUGCAGACAUGAGACGCGGCCCCCCCCCCGCCGCCGCCCGCCAUCUACGCGCUCGUGCACAAGGAGCGGCGACACCAGCCCCACCAGCCCCACCAGCCCCACCAGCAGCCCCACCCGCAGCCGCCGCUCCCGCUGCUGCUGCAGACGGGACACGAACCCGCUUACGUCACUGUCAAAGCCAAGAAAUGAAGAGUGCUCUCGGUAUUUCGCAAGGUGCACGAGUUUUUUUAAGUUUCUUCUCUCGUGAAAGUCGGUUGGUGUUCCGUUCUUUGUGUUGACAACGAUUUUGGUACGUAAUUGAUUAUUUUAUAUUACACUUAAUAGUGUAAUUUAGUAUUUCAUGUUACAUAAACGUCUUGUGCCAAGGCACUCAAGAAAUUACAUAGUAAUUUUCCGUUCGACCAACCAGAAUCAGUUUUGAUUGAUUAUGCUGUUCAGGCGUACGGUAUCUACUGAUCACUUGUUAAUAUGUUGUUUAGUAAGAUAAUUUGACACUUUCUGGCAGCUGUCACCUUGACAGUGACAGUUUGGAGUCAUAGUACCGAUAUCGUUGUUUUUAUUCUAUUGUGUUCAUUAUUUUGCUUAUUUGGUUGGGUAUAACUAAAAGUAUACUAUUAUGAUAUUUAAAACAUUGAUAAAAUAUUCUUAUCUAAAGUGUGAAAGAUAUGUUCAUAAAAAUAAUACAGUUUAUUAUGGUGCGAUCAACCGACUUGCUCCUCUUUAGCAGUUUCAUUAUAAAUAGCUGAUUUAUAUUGAUUAUUGGUUCCACCGAGAGAUCUUGGUCCUUUGUCCUGUGUACACCAAAUACACACAAUCUCGAUACAUCACAGUCAGUCAUCCAGUGUUUCAUGUUUCGUGGACGAUAUAAUUAUAAACUCGAUCGUACUCAUAACGUUGAUAUUAUUGAUCAAAUCUAUUGUCGGUUAGUUCAAAUCGAUAAAUAUGUAAUCGAUUUAAACAGACGCUCGAAUAAAUAUCAAGUUAUAACUUUUGCAUACAAUAUAAACAUGACAACGUCGAAGUAAACUCAGUACGCAAGUUUUACAACAUACUUCGAAAUGUAUUAAAAACUUUUCAUAAGUUUGGAACUUUGACUUUAAAAGGUUAUAUGGCAACCAUCCGAUAUUGUCAUAUCGAUAAGAAUCGAAAUGGAAUCGAUUUUGAUAACACAAUGUUAAGUUUUU
Molecule: messenger RNA, 2639 nt
Organism: Trichoplusia ni (cabbage looper)
Lineage: Eukaryota; Metazoa; Arthropoda; Insecta; Lepidoptera; Noctuidae
Gene: homer
Product: homer protein homolog 2
Exons: 11
Coding region: 154-1467 (437 amino acids)
Biological process (GO): regulation of store-operated calcium entry; G protein-coupled glutamate receptor signaling pathway
Cellular component (GO): plasma membrane; dendrite; cytoplasm
Molecular function (GO): G protein-coupled glutamate receptor binding
Source: RefSeq, a predicted model, not a curated record